AGUCAUUUGGUGGGGAUGCACACUUGUCACCUCAACAGCUAUGGCAUACUGGAUGGUCCCCGAAAGUCCUAGAUAAAACCCAAGUGGGGGCGCCGUGGUAACGCCCACUAGAAAGAAACCCAAAACCCCAUAAUACCAGAUCACAGAGAGGAUUCAUCUCUCUCUCUAUUUGAGAAUCUAGCUUCCGGGUGCUUCGAUAAAAGGCCAUCUGAGAGAGCUCAAGUGUGGUGUUGUAGUGAAAAAUCAAACAACAAGAUGAUACUGGUGGCGAUAGUGGCGGAGAUGAUGGAGGAGUACACGGCGUUGCUGGCCAGGAUUCUGGAGCACAUGUUCCAGUCUGCACCUUUUCCGAGGAGGGUUCGGUUUCUGAUUCUCAGAAACCUUCCUUUUGUGUCCACAUACCCUCUUCUUCCUCCCCCUCCUCGUCCUUUGUUUGGAGCCCCUGCUGCUGCUUAGGAAACUUGAACAACAACAUUCUUUGUUUUAGGAUGUGAGGGUUCUUGGGUUAAAUUGUUUCUCUUUGUCAGAAUUUAGAGAGAGGGGUUUUCGAUUUCAUGUACAUAUUUUGAUCGAGCUUGUAAUGGAAAUCUAGCAUAUAUAUUUUGA
Molecule: messenger RNA, 606 nt
Organism: Rosa rugosa (rugosa rose)
Lineage: Eukaryota; Viridiplantae; Streptophyta; Magnoliopsida; Rosales; Rosaceae
Exons: 1
Coding region: 256-456 (66 amino acids)
Source: RefSeq, a predicted model, not a curated record